Messenger RNA from Podarcis lilfordi (Lilford's wall lizard), 17339 nucleotides. The record is from the annotation of a GenBank genome assembly. Lineage: Eukaryota; Metazoa; Chordata; Lepidosauria; Squamata; Lacertidae.
AUGGCGGCGCUGGGGGAGCCGGUGCGGCUGGAGAGAGGUGAGAGCAAAGGCAGGCGGGCGGGGAACGGCUGGCCUCGGCUGCAGCCACUGGAGAGCCGGAUCUACUGAGCGAUGCCCUGCAGGGGCGACGUGUGUCUUCGCCUUGGGGAGCAGGCAGGCUAAGCCCCAAAGCAUUCUUAGGUCCUGAGGCUGGUCAGGGCAGGCGCAACUACUUGCCCGCAGCAACAGCAGCCCCGCAAGCCUCCGCCAAGAGUGGGGAGAGGGGGUGCCCUUGCCUCUCCCGCCCCCGCCCCCGCUCCCACACCCAGAGAUCCUCCGCAGCAGUGCUCCAGCUUAGGUGGUUUAAGAAGAGGAUUAGAGAAGUGCCAGGCUUACUAGCUGGGAUGGCCGUCGCAAGUGGGGAGCGCGCGGCUGCCGAGAGAGAACCAGAUGGGGGCGUGGCGUCCGGCCCGGCGGGGAUCUUCUUCUGCUCUUGGCUCCCUCCCUCCGCCCGUCUGUCAGAACAGCCUCGGCUGCUUCUUUCUCUGCCUGGUCCGGGUCAGCUGGUGCUGAGCCAGGACCGUGGCCUGCGCGCUCCCCUGUGGGUCGGGGUGCGCGAGGAGGUUAAUGGACAACACAAGGCCCCUGUGGAGCCAGCCGGUUCUCUGGCUGCCAAUAUUGGGUGUAAAGUUAUGGAAGUUUUAAAUCGGAGUUCUUAGGCCUCGGUGGAAAAUGCACUGUGAGCUGCUACUAGGUAUAGUUAGGUGGGAGGGUCUAAUUUAUGAGCCUAGAAGCAUCUAGGCCCCCCAUCUGCACUGUACAUUUAAAGAGCAUCAUACUGCUUUAAACUAUCAUAAAGGUAAAGGUACCCCUGCCCGUUCGGGCCAGUCUUGCCAGACUCUAGGGUUGUGCACUCAACUCACUCUAGAGGCCGGGAGCCAGCGCUGUCCGCAGACACUUCCGGGUCACGUGGCCAGCGUGACAAGCUGCAUCUGGCGAGCCAGCGCGGCUCACGGAACGCCGUUUACCUUCCCGCUGGUAAGCGGUCCCUAUUUAUCUACUUGCACCCAGGGGUGCUUUCAAACUGCUAGGUUGGCAGGCGCUGGGACCGAGCAACGGGAGCGCACCCCGCCGCGGGGAUUUGAACCGCCGACCCUGCAAUCAGCAAGUCCUAGGCACUGAGGUUUUACCCACAGCACCACCCACGUCCCUUAAACUAUCAUGGUUUCCCCCAAAGAAUCCUGGGACUGGGAAGUGUCGUGGGCUAAGAGUGCUGAGUGCUUUUCAGAUACCUCCUCUUCCCCUGAGGGAUGGGCAGUUUUCAGAGUGGUUUAACAGUCAGUAUGUCUUCCCUGGGAACUCGGGGAACUGUUGCUCUGUGAGGGGGAGAGGGUUCUCUGUGACUGCAAAAUGCUAAUGCAGACUGAAAUAACGGAUUCUUGGCACAGAAUCAAAUUUAGUGGGUUAAGUUUUUUACAGCGCUGCAGCAAAAUGUUGUCACAUUGAGUGCUCAUAGCAAGGUGUUCUAGGAACCAGCCAGCUAUACUCUUUUUCCAGGGUGCUCCUACACACACACACACACACACACACACACCCUGCCCCCAUUUGGUCAACAUUCUGUGGUCACUGAAUAUGCUCAGUCCUCAUUGAGCUGAGUUUUACAGGAAAGGCUAGGUACUGAAUCUUAAGAACUGCUGCAUGUCCCCAAACUUUUAGGUGAACUCGUGUGAUUAAACAGGAUUUAGGCUUUACGCUCUGAGUUAUCCUGAACUGUAAUGCACAUAUGUUACACAUAUAUGGUAUUUUUGUGUGUGUGUGUGUGUGUGUAUUCCUCAGAGCUUGUGUGGUUCUUACACCUGGUAGAUGAGGGUUCAAAUAUCUCAUUAGGCAUUAAAUCACUGUUGGCCUUGUUUGCCUUAGAAAUUCAGAUAUAUAAGUUAAUCACUAAAUGACGCCUUAAACCUAGUUAUGGCCACCAAAACAGAAUACCUAGGUGUCUUUUUUUUUUGUUUACAAUGAUUUUUAUUAUUAUUAUUAUCAUCAUCAUUAGCAUUAGUUAUUUCUAUAUCACUUUAUAUUUUAAAGAAAAAAAUCUCAAAGCACAUUACAACGCAUUAAAACAUCAAAUAAAACAAUCCAGAAUAAAGCAAAUUCAGGCUUCAAGGAAAAUAUUUCAAAUCCUUCUCCAAAUGACAUUUUGCUUUUUCUGUAUUCAUUUACCCACUUAAUUUGUAUAGCUGCCCCAUGGCAGAAGUACUGUAGGAAGCCAGUGUAGUGUAGUGGUUAGUCAGACUGGGAGAUCAGGGUUCAAAUCCCCUCUCAGUCAUGAAGCUCACUGGGUGACCCUGGGCCGGUCACAGGCUCUUAACAUACCUCCCAGGAUUGUUGUGGGGAUUAACUGAGGGGGUGAACCAUGUACUCCUUAGAGAGAAAGGUGGGAUAUAAAUGCAAUUAAGUUUUUCUGCCUACCUGCUUAAGAAAGCUGGAGGGGGUAGCCAGAUGGAGAUGUCAUUCAGCAACCUGGCAUUCAGAGAUCUCCACAUGGUCACAAUUGGAGCUGCAAAAUUGGCGCUUGGCGAAUUUCUAGCACUGCUCAUGAAGAAGGGCCUCAGUUGUUGAUCACAGGGUUUGGGCAGGUUCGUAGAAUUGCUGAUACAAAGUUUUCAUAGAAUUGCUGAUACAAAUGAUGACAUUUUUAAGAAAACAGAAUGAUUGUUACUUUGCUGUUGAAGAAAUGUACAUUGUAUCUUAACAGUAUUUCAAUAGAAACUAAACUUAGCAAAUAAUGACCAAGUAGGCUAUUUUUGGGUCAAUUGUCAAAGUAUUGAUGUCUCAAGCUCCCGGGGGAAUCCUGUGUUUUAUGAGGGAACAGUUCAGAUAAAGAAAAAGGAAAUAGCAGGUUAAAAUGUAGUGUCUGUGUAAAGCUAUGACAGAGGACAAGAUUUAGUAUCACUGAUGACUGACCUCCUCAUUAGUUAUGGAAUGAAGUCAAACAGCAUCACCCAUGCAGCUUGCUGUAUGUGCAACUUUGAGCACUGCACCCUGCAUAACUUUGCUGCUCAAGCCCACCCCAAAAGUAGUGUUCGACAUCUGAUGUUCAGCCUUUGAAUCUCUUGCCACUCCCAGAAACAUUUCCUCCCUUUGUACAUGCAUGAUUCCAAACAGAACUGGGUCACCAGCUCACACUGAAGAAAGGAUAGGGAAUGUGCAAACACCUCUGGGAAAUUCUUCUUGCCUAAUUGAAAUUCUUUUACUAUCUUGGAGAGUACUGUUUUCAAAACGUCCAUGCUAGGCAAAAUUCAAUAGGAACUCUUAAGUAACAGUUGACCUUUUGGGUCUAACAACCCAGGAAUUCUCAGAAAUAGAAGGGAGGAUGUAACUGAGCCAGUUAAAGUCAUGAUGAUAUUCUCCCAUGAAUGGAUGUUGUGUAACCCAUAUACAGUGGUGCCUCGCAAGACGAAAUUAAUUCGUUCCGCGAGUUUUUUUGUCUAGCGAACUUUUCGACUUGCGAAGCACGGUGUCGGAAAAGUUUUGGAAAAGCUUCAAAAAUCACCAAAAACCUCAAAAAAGGCUACCACACCGCGUUCUAUGAGUUGCUCCUCGAAGUCAAGUCGCAACUGUAUUAACGGUGUUAAGAAAAAGGAAACAAACUUGCAAGGCGUUUUCAUCUUGCGAAGCAAGCCCAUAGGGAAAUUCGUCUUGCGAAGCAGCUCAAAAACCGCAAAACCCUUUCGUCUAGCGAGUUUUUCGUCUUGCGAGGCACUCGUCUUUCGGGGCACCACUGUAAUUGACAAUCAGUUGUCAUGUUUUAGUUUUCCAAAUAUGGCUAGGUUUGUUUGUUUUUGAAACUUCUAACAUUCAUUAUACAGUAGUGGCUUAUUGUAACCUCAAAUUUGUUUUGAACAACAUUUUAUCCUUUGCUCCUCAGUCAUUCAAGGAAAAUUAAGUAAUAUUUGCAAAUAAAAAUAAAAAUCGGAUGCUUGGACUCAACUGCUGGCUCUGCUCUUUGUCAUGCAAAGGCUGUGUUUUUAUUUCUAAUCUUCAAAGACUAAGCUUUGAAAAGUACAAUUUUUUUGCUAAGUUGUUGUUUUGAUGGGUAACAGAGGCAACAACAGAUGACUUAAUUUUUUCCAUGCUCCGUAGUGAGCGAGUGCUUGGUUGUGGAAGCAAAUAUUUAAGGAAGAUGUUAGAAUUGAUAGUGGAGAAAAAGUUAAAAUGCCAUGUGUUUCCAUGAAGUUGAGAUGGCAGGUGUAUCCGGCAGCAAUAACAUUUGUACUUAGCUUCCUGUCAACAGCUCAUUGCAUAAUCGUCAAUGCCUGACUCUCAGUGUUCCAAUGGUCAUCCUAUGGAAAUGUACUCUUUCAGAGGCUCUGGUUUCUAUUCAAAUGCAAAUAUCAGUGUCCUCUGCCCCUUGAACCACCUUUUAACUUAAUCAUUUGGGUAAAAUGUUCUCUGUGGGCUUUCCCUGUACUCAAGCAAUUUCAAGUAUGUUUUGCUCUCAGGAGAGGGGCCCCAAGCUUGUUACAGCAUUUGCACAGAGCUGUCUGCUUUGGGAACCAUGUGCAUUGUCUGUUAGUGACUUCAGGAGUCUGUUCUAAUCUGGAGCAUAGACGGUUCAUGUAUUAGACCUUGUCAUCUAAGCAUGUGAACAUUGAACAGAGCCUAGAACAAUAUUUAUUCUGCUGCUUUGGGAUGGCAUUUAAUUCUCCAUCUGCAUAUUACAAAGGAAGAAUGGUAGAGGGAGUCCAGAUUGUUUUUCAUGAAUGUUUGUCUGCCACUGAAAUAUUUGUAAUAAAGAAUCCCUAAUAGGUAUACAUUGCAAGGAACAAGGUUUGCCUGAAACAGGAGAGCUGAUGAUCAUCAGGAUUCUGUCCUUGGGAUUUUGUUGACAAGUAUAUUGGUCUGAUGCUCAUUAGUCAUGGAACAAACAUUGAAGAGCAAGUUGGUACAAAAUCUGUACUGGGUUUUUCCUGCUCCAGAUGAAUGGGAAGGAGUGCUUUCGAAUGUUACUCUAGCUGCGUGGGAGCCACAUUUCUAUGAGUGGCUCCCACACAGUUGAGGUAUGUAGGCUGAUCACAUGGUCUGAUUCACUAGCCCAAUUCAAUGGUCAGAACUAGUAUCAUUACCCUCUGAGUAGAUUUUAGUAGUUCAUGUUCUUUCCUUGCCUUUCUUUUACAGACAUCUGUCGGGCUAUUGAGUUGUUGGAAAAGUUGCAAAGGAGCGGAGAAGUGCCCCCACAAAAACUACAGGCUUUGCAAAGGGUCCUUCAAAGUGAAUUCUGUAAUGCUGUGCGGGAGGUAUGUUUUUGAGGAGUGUGUGGAGAAUGUAUAGAUCAGUGUCUUCUCAUUAAUAUUUGGGAGCUACACUGGGAAUUGCCUUCUGUUGAAGUGCAGUUCCAAGCAAAAAGAUAAUACAGUGUUAUCUCUGGUUGCGAACGGGAUCUGUUCCGGAGGCCCAUUCGCAGUGUGAAAAGCCCGCAACCUGAAGCACCGUAUCUGCACAGGUGCACAGUGCGAUUUGGCACUUGUGCGAAUGCGCAAGGCAUGAUUUAGCGCUACUGCGCAUGCGCGAGUGGUGAAACCUGGAAGUAACCCUUUCCGGUACUUCCAGGUCGCUGCGGGACACAACCUGAGAAAACAUAACAUGAAGCAAACAUAACAUGAGGUAUGACUGUAGUGAAUGACAAACCAAGUUUCCUGAUUCACAACUCAAUGCAUGCAUGCAAAAUUAUAGUUAAUCCGCACAGUUCAUUUGGAAAUAUUAUUAAUGUGGUUUGAUUUAGUCAUCCCCUAUCCAAUAAAUCACAUACCUGAUUUGUCUUUCUUUCUAAAGGUAUAUGAGCACGUGUAUGAGACUGUGGACAUCAGCAGUAGCCCAGAAGUGAGAGCUAAUGCCACAGCCAAGGUAAGACUCCUAUUUAGGAAGGGUUAAUAUGUUAAAGCUCAACUGGCAGCUUCAAUCUAUAAAAGCUGAAGUAUUAGGCUAUGAAAAUAUUGCAGUGAGCUGUGCUUUUGAGCUCAAUGGGAAUAUCCGUGAAACAAACACUUUAAACAAUUGUAGGCUUAAGAUAAACUGGGAAGAAUGAAAGGGCUCCUUACCAAAGACAAAGUUUUCCUAUAGCAGUUCCUUAUUUUAAAGUUGUUUUUUUCUGUUAAUGCACUGAAGCAGUUCACUAAUGCACUCUCAUGCGGAUGCUUUUUACAUGUUUAUUGACUGCCUUCCUACCCCAAUGCAUGGGAUGCUAAAAUAGCAUUCUUGCUGAACAGUCAGUGCAUUGGAUAAAUGCCUGGUACAGUACAAGAAUGUGGAGGGUUGGGAUUAUCAGCACCUGUUACUAUGAGGAUGUUGAAGGGGGUUCAGGACAGGGUGAUGUAUACUGCCUCUGCUUAGAGAGCAUUCUGCUGUGUAGAAUGACUCUCCUUUGUACAUUUGUUUACUUGAUUCCAGUACCCAAGUUAAAAAUGCAUAGUAGUGCAUCUGUUAUGAGGAACUCGUGUGUGUUUUCAAAACACACGCAAGGGGAACGGAGGUCCUUUGGCUGGGUCGGGACAAUAUGGGAUGGGGGGGGCAACUCCCAUCUCUUGCGGGGACGCAAUUAGUGCCAGCACCAUCCGUUAAGGGUGCAAUCUUCAACACCUCCCUUUCCAUGGAGGCGCAGAUGGUAGCUAUAACAAAGGUGGCAUUUUUUCAUCUCCACCAAGCUAAGCAGUUGGCUCCUUACCUCUCUCGCCGUGACCUAGCCACUGUGAUCCACGCAACGGUCACCUCCAGACUUGAUUAUUGUAACUCACUCUACAUGGGGCUGCCCUUGAGACUGACCCAGAAACUCCAGCAGGUGCAGAAUGCCACGGUAAGACUCCUUAUGGGGUCCUCGCUGCGAGAUCACAUUCCCCCGGUGCUAUACCAGCUGCACUGGCUCCCGGUGGAGUACAGGAUCAGGUUUAAGGUGCUGGUUUUAACCUUUAAAGCCCUAUACGGCCUAGGACCCUUGUACCUACGGGACCGCCUCUCCUGGUAUGUCCCAUGGAGGACCUUACGGUCUUCAAAUAAAAACACCUUGGAGAUCCUGGGCCACAGGUAGGUUAGGCUGGCCUCAACCAGAGCCAGGGCUUUUUCAGCCGUGGCCCCAAUCUGGUGGAACGCUCUGUCCCAAGAGACUAGAGCCCUGCGGGACUUGACAUAUUUCCGCAGGGCCUGCAAGACGGAGCUGUCCCACCAGGCCUUUGGCCAAGGCACAGUCUGACCCCCUCCUUCUGUAAUCCUUAUAGAACUCUAGCCCAAUGGUUGCCAUUAAUUUGACUCUGAAUUGAUUUUAGAAUGAAUUGAUUUUAGAAUGUAUUUCAAUUAAUUGAUUGUGAUUUUAUGUAAACUGUGGUAUUUUUACUGUUGUUAUCCGCUCUGAGCCUGGCUUCGGCUGGGGAGGGCGGGAUAUAAAUAAAAAAAUUAUUAUUAUUAUUAUUAUUAUUAUUAUUAUUAUUAUUCACCUUUGUCCAUGUAUCAUCAAAGAAAAUGCAGUUAUAAGUGAAACAGUGCAUAUGUUUGGUUUGUUUGCCUUUUGUUUUCCCAUGGUUUGGAGUACAAACCGUCUUCAGAACAGCAGCCCAGAGAUUGAAAAUACUCUGAAGUACAUUUGCAGGGGAUGCACUUGUAUUGGCAGUAUUUAGCAAGAUGCUUUGAAAUAUUUGCCUUUGAGAUAAGACAGUGAAUAAGAUUCCAAACCUUGUGAACUAUGGGGAGGAAAAUGAGAUUUCCAUGUUUUGCAGGCCACUGUUGCUGCCUUUGCUGCCAGUGAGGGUCAUUCCCAUCCCAGAGUCGUUGAACUACCAAAAACAGAAGAAGGGCUCGGAUUCAACAUCAUGGGCGGCAAAGAGCAAAAUUCUCCAAUCUAUAUAUCCCGAAUUAUCCCAGGUGGUAUUGCUGAUAGACACGGGGGAUUGAAGCGUGGAGACCAGCUUCUUUCUGUAAACGGAGUGGUAGGGAUGGAAUUUAACUUCCACUUGUAGUAGCUACCUGUGACCGCUUGAGGGCAUUGAGGGGAUGUUGAUUGCUUGGUCUUGUGUGUAUUAUGCAGUAUGGGGAAAAAACAGGUUUAUAUUUUCCUUUUGCAAAUCAUAAUGGAGAGUAAAAUAUUAUGGAGUGUGUUUUAGAUUUGCAAUUCUAAGUUCACUAGCGCUGAUAGAAGCCUGCUGUUAUGUGAGGAAACAUUUUUAAUUAAUAAAGCAGGUGGAUACACAUUUUAGAACUGGAUCCCAAAUUUGUUGAAAUAACAUUAGCAAGAUGUUAGUAAAAUAGUUUAUUACUAAUAGUCUGUUAGUAAAAUAGUCAUUGAUGAGAAACUGCCCAUAUGCAGUUUCUCAUCAAUGACUAUUUUACAUACUAUGCAACUUUAAAUGAAAAAAUAUUUUCUACUCUUGAGACCUGUCAGCUAUAUUUUGGCUUAACCUACCUCACAGGAUUUGUGAGGAUAAAAUGAGAUAGCCUCAUGCAUACCGCUUUGAGCUCCUUGCAGUCUAGGCAAGAUACAAAAUAAAUAAUGAAGGCUGAAGGUAUAGGGGCAAAAUCCUGAAAGGAUGAGGCUGUGCUUCAGAAAUUUGAGUGUGUGUGUGUGUGUGUGUGAAUUUGGAUAGGAAAGGACCUAAUCCACUGUGCUGAGUGGACUUCACCUCCCAGUUUUCACACUUCCCAAACGUGCCAAAAAAUGUAUCAAAAUGCAUUUUAAAAUAAUCUGCUUUUGGAGGGAACAGCAUGAUAAGCAUGGAUUGAGUGAACCCAUGUAAAAACGCCACAGACCGGAACUAAAGAUUCAUCCCUUUCUAGUAUUGACUCCUUGAGUUUUCUCUGUCAAGUUACCUCAGAACACCUGAGGUAAAGCAGUUCUCCUCAUACAAUGCUACUUUGCAUGCACAUUUACUUUUUUCCUAAAUGCGGUUAAAAUGUAGCAAUGGCCAGCAGCUUCUUGUUCCAUUUUUCCUAAUAGGUAGCCACUGGAAUAGCUCACAGCAACUCAAGUCCUCCCACAAUGAACUGUUUUGGCGGCUGACUAAAGGAGUCAUUGACACUCAGCUGACCAGUCCCCACACAGCCUUCCAGCUGGUGGGUGGCACUGAGAAAAUCCUUACCUUUCUAUAGACUCAUUCAUUUGUCCUGGUAACUUCAGUUGGGGGAACUAACUUUGCCAGGGAAUCUGGCUGUGCCCUGAUAAGGUGGGGAAAUCUUGGGAGUCUGGCAAUCUACCUAGGAACACAUCAGGACCCAUUUACAUAUCAUGACUGACAUUUUGAGAAGCACUGUUGUUAGUGAAACCUAGAGCAACUGCCCUUUUCUUCCCCCCCACCCUUAAAUAUGUGCUUAAUUUUGAAAGCCACAAAUUACCUAGAACAGAUAACGUUAUGAUACAGCCAACAUAAAAUCUAGCUCUUCUAUGUGAGGUCAUUCAGCUAGCCUUAUAAAUAACAAUGCUGGAAUAUUAGAGUGCUUUUUUAUAUAUAUUUACUAACAGAAUGGUUAAUUUUUGAAAUAUUUGUUUCAGAGUGUUGAAGGGGAGCACCACGAGAAAGCUGUGGAACUGCUAAAAGCUGCUCAAGGAAAAGUUAAGCUGGUUGUACGAUACACACCCAAAGUCCUGGAAGAGAUGGAGUCACGAUUUGAGAAAAUGAGAUCGGCAAAACGCAGGCAACAGAAUUAAUGUAUUACAUGUCACUUAAGGAAAAGCAUGAACUUUGCUUGUCUGGAAAUAUCAGACAAGCAACGUUAGAAAAGGAUGUUAAUUUUGUUAAUGCUUUGUCUUUUACAAAUAACUCUUGAACAUCUUAAUGCUUCUGAGAAGAAAAGUUUACAUGGGCGUUUGUAGCUAUGUGGUUUUACAGAUCCUUUCUUUAAAAUUCAAACCUGUAACCAUCAGAACAAAUUUGUAAAGUGUUUUUAAAAUACAUUUUAAUAAGCUUUUUUCAGCAUUUGUAACAUCUGUUUUCUAGUACUUUUUCCCCAUUUGGCAUUACUUAAAUCUGGAAAUCUUUAUUUUGGAUACAGAUAUAAAACAAGUCUUACUCUUUUUGGCACUAAAUUUAGUCUUCUACAUACAGGUAGUCAUAAUUAUGUGGUCAAGUACAAUUAGUGCUUUUGAUGAACAAGUUUCUAUGCAUGUUCUCAAUCAUAACUUUAUAUGGUUAAUGACAUCUUGGACACUUUCUUACCUCUUUUGUGAAUAAUUUGUAACAGGCAGUCUCUUAUAUUUAAUGUUUCAGUGAUUGACAUCACUAGCAGCAAUCAUUCCUAUAAUUUAGAUACUUUUGUACUAAUUUCUGAAUACUUGGAGAAAGUGGAAAGCAUACCUGACUGUAGUUGUGUAUUUAUAUUCAGUAAGGUAAAAUUGCAUGCAGUGCAGAAAAGAUUGUAUAUGUACUCAAGACUUUCUUCUGUUGUAAGUUACUUCUGCAACUGUGUCUACUUGUUCUCUUAACAGUGAUGGAUGUAACCCACAUCAGGUACCUAAGUGGGUGGUGUGCUCUUCCUUCCUAGAGCAUCAGAGUUCUUUCAGUAUGCUGUUUGCAGUUGUCAUAGUGACACAGAAAAGCUAACGGAUAACGCGAAUUCUUUUGUAAAAACACUCAGGCAGCAGACACUACUCUCUAUCAGAAAAGGCAUUCCCUGCUUGUGUAAAUCCAUUGGGCAUGCUUCUAACCCAAAGCGGAUAGCAUUUUGCUACAUCGCAUAUAGCCCCCCCCCCCCCAAAGUUGUCUAUGAAGUAAGUACAAAUCCACAACUGAAGUUUCAGCAGAUGGCUUGUGCUAAGAGAGAGCUAGUAUGUCUGGGGUGCUUAGAAAAUAUCCACCUGGAGUGCAAAGAAAUCCUUUUCUAGAGCCUGGGAAUCUCUAUAAAGAGAUUCAUUUGGCUGGUGGUCUGCCAAAGUUAUACUGUGGUGGGCGGUGCUUUGCAACUAAAGAUUCCUGUUUAUCCCUUACUACUGUGGAUGAAAAUGCCUGACCAACAUAGUUCCUUCAUCCAGAUGCUCUACCUCAAAACUGCAAAUCCUUGAAGCUCUGUUUAAGUUUAAAGUUGCCUCACUCUUUUAGCAUAAGCUGUCAAGCCAAAACAAAGAACUUGCAGCAGCUGGAGACACGUUAUUUUCAGCCGAGCCCCACAAUUGUACAAGUUCAUCUUUCUGGGGUUUAGAAGAUCAGUUAGCAAAGAGACUCUUUGCUUUUGCAAAUGUUGGUAGUGAUGUGGUCGUUGGUAGUGAUGCGGUCACUAAGCUUGCUAGACCUGUGUGAUAACUGUAGUGGCAGUGGAGAAUGAGUUCCUGCAGACAUUACUGACUUGCAUCAUAGAUGCUUUCAUUGCUGCUCAUGUUACUGUCCUGGGCUAAACCUUCCAACUUUAUUUAAACAGAGCGCUACUUAAACUUGCUUAUAGACUGUAUAGUUUAAUCCUGAAAGCAUUUGCACCACUUUCAGCUGUUCAGAAAGAUGACACAAAGGACCAGUCUCUAAUUCUCAAGUUAAAUUUUUUGAGCCAAGAAGCUAUCUUGCUAAUGCUUAUCCAGAGAGACAAAGUAGUUUGAUCGAUGGACAAUGGAAACUACACUGAACCGUGUUGCUUCAGGAAUAUGGAUUUUAUUGGGAUUUAUUUCUGAGUAAGCGUGCCCAGGAUGGCAAACCUUUUCUUGCUGAAUUUCAGUGUGUUGCCUUCCCUCAAUCACUUUGAUUGAGAUUCAAGCCAUUAUGUUGACAUCUUCAGCCUAGCAACGUUGCAGGAAAAUCAUUUUUGUGAGGGGUGUAUGUAACAGAGAGUUAUUCUGCUUUUCUUAGAACCCCUGUCUUGAAAGCUUCAGUUGUACAAGAGAUGCAUGGAGCCCUGCUUCCACCCUUUUCUCACUAAUCUGCUGCCACUAUUCCCUACUCUGCCUGAGAUGAAAAUAGCCAGUGGUUCAAUCUCCUCCCUUAAUAACAAACUAAAAAGGGAGUUACCUUGAUGAAACUUGAAUAUUCCUGGCUUGGUAUUAUCUAGCAUUAGCCUGGUUAUCCACUGGAUGUCAGUGUUCAGCUGUAAAUGCAUCCAAGUGGAUAGGAGUAAGUGUUCUGCAACAUGUCUCCUCUGCAUGAACUACAUGCAGUCAAAUAUAACUAGAGUGCCAAUAUAAAAAAGGUCAGGAGAGUAGAUUUUUCAUUCUAACGACAGCGUAAAUCUUACAUUUGUUUGGAUGACCGGAGCGGGGGGUAAUCUAGCAAAAUUGAUUCAAGUAAUCUUAAAUCCUUUGAGCGUUUAGACAGCAUAAGCCUACAGUAAAUUGAAGAUUUAGUGACUGAAGCCAUGAAGCAUGUAUUAUUAUUCUUUCGUCUUUUUUGUCACUGGGCUUAUCCACACUUACCUUUCCUCUGCUCUUUGCAGGCACAGUCCGCACUUUAAAGCUCCAUGUAUGAGCACCUUUUUUUCCUUUUUGUCCCAGAGCUUUCCCUGUGAAAACCUGCUCUUUAAAGCUCAGUCGGUGCAAACAGCAAUCUGCAGGAAACGCGAACUGACAUUUGAUCCAGUUGAGCACUAAAGAGUGGGCUUUUGCAGGGAAAGCUCUGGGGUAAAACAAACAAACAUUUGGACACAGAGCUUUUAUAAGCUAGGAUCUGUGCCUGGAAACUGCAGGGCAAAAGGUAAGUGUGGGUGAGCCUUUAGAUAAGUGAGCACUGAAUUGCACGGUUUAAAUAUGUAGCCAGCUGCAGAAGGCAACCAGCUGUACCAUGUUGGUGGACUGUAUAUUUUUUAUGGAGCAAUUAAUAUUUAAAAUAAUGAGACCAAAAGAAGUAGUUGGGCCAAUCAGGAGGUAUUUUAUUUUAAUUAUAUAUAAUACUAGAUUUGUGUUGGAGGUUUCUAUAGUAAAAAGAAUAGGGUCAAACAAAUACUAUAAUAAAAAUAGUUUAAUCUACUUUUACUGAAUAUAGACAUGUGUUUUGUUACUCUAUAAAGGGUUAGCUUGGGGUAGCCUGGGCUGCUGUUGAAAAGUGCUUAUGGCUAUAAUCCUUUUGCCCGCUUGCCUGGGAUUGAUCACCAUUGAAUUUGAUGGGACUUGCUUCUAAGUAGACAUGUAUAUGGUCGCACUGCUAGGGGGUUUCAUUAUCAAGCCUGGCCUAUGGAUUCAGUAGGCUCCAGGCCUUUUGGAUUAAAGUCUGGUGUGUAGCAAAUGGGGGCCAGACAGUGUCAGUAUAUAUAUUUUUGCCUCUUGUCUUUAUUGGAAUCAAAAGCACUGUGUAAAAGAUGUGCUGCUAAACCCAUCUCAUAUCCAAAAUUUGGAUCAGUAGAAACUGUGAAAGAGGCCCAAAGCCAGAUAGAUGUGUGUGUCUACUUAAAACUGGUCUCUCUUUUUCUUAGUCGCUGCAAUACAAAUGGGAUCCUGAGCCCAGGUUGAAAGCCAGUUUUUAAAGUAAAGUUAGAUUCGUUGGAGAAUCAAGAAAUGAACAUAUAAGAUACUACUGAACAGGUGCAAUGACUACAUUGUAUUGACGUGUGCACAUAUGCAAUAAUUUAAUAGCCAGCAAAAAUUAAAACAUAGACAAUACUGUGUGUGUAGUCUUUAUGUACUUAAUUGCUGCUUGAGGGCCCUGUACAUUUUUUAGGAACAUGAAAAUAAAGAAUUGAAAUUUCAUAUUUCUUGCUGUGUGAGUAUUCUCUCUAUUUCCUUAUUGUCUUACUGAUACAAAUGAAACAAAGUUCAUACUAUCCUUAUAAGACAACCACCAUAUUCGAGUAUAUUUAUUUGGGAGACUCUUUUCAACACUCCUGGCUUCCCCCACAAAAUACACUUCAGGGUUUAUCCUUGCAAGUUCAGAAUUAGUAUGGUACUACUAAUACCUAGAGGACACGGGUGGUGCUGUGGUCUAAACCACAGAGCCUAGGGCUUGCCGAUCAGAAGGUCGGCGGUUCGAAUCCCCGCAAAGGGGUGAGCUCCCGUUGCUCUGUCCCUGCUCCUGCCAACCUAGCAGUUUGAAAGCACGUCAAAGUGCAAGUAGCUAAAUAAGUACCACUCUGGCGGGAAGGUAAAUGGUGUUUCCGUGUGCUGCUCUGGUUUGCCAGAAGUGGCUUAGCUGUACGGCAGCUCCCUCAGCCAGUAAAGCGAGAUGAGCACCACAACCCCAGAGUUGUCCACGUCCCUUUACCCUUUACCUUACUAAUACCUAAGAAAGUAUUAGGGCUUCAAAUUACAGUGGUUUUCUACUGAGUUCCUGUGGUAUGACAUGAUUGGCAGCCAUUAUUUUUUCUAGUUUAUUAUGCUGAAGAGUGAAAGAACCAGAUACCGUUAUGUGAGAAACAGGGUAUGCUUGUCCUAAGCAAGCUUUUCUGUUUUGAUUGAAGUGUACCUGGGAAUACAUGCCACGCAGUACUCAAGGUCUCCUCCCCAUAAAAACAAAUAACAGCCCAACAAUUAAAAUGGCAUCAAUAAUAGUUUGUGUAGAUGUGCCUAAAGCAGCCUGUGAACAUUCACACUAUGGAUGGGGAAAAGCCCCUUUAUUCCUGCAACCUCUCCAACAGUUCUGGACUGCAUUGGAAGUAAUAUGAGAUAGCUGAAUGGGUAUGCAGUACAAUGCCAUCAGUGUUGAAUUUUUAAGGAACAUUCUCACAUGUGCAGAUAAUGAUUUGCACAGCUUAGAAGUCCAAAGUGCUUUUCAGUCCAUGUCCUCCUCUAUACAAAUAUUUAAAUCCUUUUCCUAAGAGGAUUUUAAACCUGAUAAACUGGCUGAUAAUUGCGUUAUAAUCCAGAUAAUGGCUUCUGCCUCACAGAGAACGAGACCUACUAUGUCUGAGAAUCAUAACAUCCAGAUUUUUAGUGAUGCCAUGGGCAGCUUGUUCUUCAGCCCAAUUUUGUUAGUACUUAAUUUGCCACCAUACUGCAUAAAAUGUGACUGCUUUCUUCAUUGCCUUUCAAUACCUUAACAUCGUGUAUCCCCCCCCCCCGCUACAGCUAGUCUCAAGCCAUUUUUGAAAGAUAAAUCUAAGUUUUAAAUUAUGCAAUUCCCUCCACAUUUGGACAUUGGAGAAUCUUGUUGCCACUAAUAGGAAAAUUGGGGGGGGCAGGUUGUCUUCAUCUGUUUAUCCCCUAAGUGACUGAUAGAAAAAACAACUGAGGUGUGAAAUCUAUUGGUGCAUGUAUAAUUAUUUUUACUAUUGCAAGUGUUUAUCUCCCCAGAAGGUCUGUGCUACUGAGCAACCCCACCAUAAAUGAUGGCAUGUCCCACUAGGAUUGUAAUCUUUCCAGGUAAACAGUUCUGGAGAUAUCAGAUGCCACAUGGGAAAGUUGGAAUGGUGUCCUAUGCUUUUGAUUGUAUUUUCCCCAAUAUAUGGAGAGAUAGAUCUGGCAAGUUUGGUUCACCAAACAGUUUCCCAAUCUUGCUCACGUACAUUGUGGUGCAGUUCACUCUUCCAUGUUUGCUUCAGUCCUGACAAAUUUCCCACUAGUUCUCCAUUACUUUGUUAAAUCAUUAUUUUGCAACUGGGGCCAGUUGAUCAUACCAUUUCUUCAUACCGUGUGAAAGGCACACAUGCAUACAUUUUAAUGUCAGGAUACUUCAAUAAGUGAUGGAAUUGGUAUAUUUGUACCUAUGCUAAUCAUUGGGCUCCUGUGUCUGCUUGAAGUUCUUAGGAGGAACAUGACAUUAUUCUACAAAAGCCCACCCCCUAGGAGCUGAAGUUAGCACAACAGAGUCCUUGCUGGGAUGACGAUAUAUUACCCACAUCAGCCUUUCCUGGGGAUCCAUUGUCUUCUUUCCACCCCUCACUCCCAACUUAUGAUUCCUAUUGCACCCACCACAAAACAGCAAAACUUUGUGAACCACUGCCAACUAUAAUUCAGAAAUUUGACAGGUUUUGUCUACUCAGAAGGAAUCACCAUGCCUGGAAAUUACAUCAAAGUCUUGCAGAAAAUAGUAUACAAACCAACCACCAAACUUUAAAGGUGAAUUGCAGGGAAACCCCUGGAUGUAUCUGCCUACAAUUUGGCAGGAGGAGCUGCUAUGCUUGCAAAUUUCACCUACCUCUGUGGAAAGAGGAGGGGAAUUUAUAAACAUUUUAAGGCUCUCCCAUUAUAGUGAAAACACAGAGCAGCUCCAAAACAGAUCAAGCUGCUGGUACACAUCAGUAUCAUAUACCACUAGGUGGUGUUAAAGUGCUUCUGUUUCAUACAGAAUAGUUUCUUACAGGAGCAACAGCUCUAAUGUACACAAAGGCUACCCCAUUCAUUCAUUACCAUGUGGAAUGAAUUCCCAGUUGCCUCCACUGAAAUGCACUAAGCAGCACCAAAUCCUGCCCUUUACCUAGCCUGGCUGUAUUGGGUUUCCUUCCUCCACCUCUGAGGACUGCUUCUAGGAACAUAUCAUCAGAUGACUGGUCCGUCUAGUUCUGUACUGUAUCUACUGACUGGCAGGAUUUCAUAUAGGAUUCUUUCCAGCCCAACCUGAAAUGGGGGCGACUGAACCUGGGACAUUUUGUAGACAUAGCUCUUUCCACCUGAGCUACAGCCCUUCCAGGUGUUCUGAAAUAAGAGUCUUUCGUUUUGAAAACGUGUGCAGCUAAAGGUCCUUUCCAUGCCAAAUAUUUCAGAUGGGAAAAAGCACUUCCACGAUGGGGGGUAAAUUCUAUGUGAAAUUUCCGUGAUGUGACAUAAUGAAUAAACAGUGGUUUAAGAAUGUAUGCUCCACUUUUCCCAAGCAAAUCACCCAAGGUAGCUCAUAGCAACAGCUGGAUAUAAAACAAUUAAAACCCAGAUGCAUGAGAAACCACACAAAUGGAAAUGCAUACAAUAAUUGCACAUUAUGACCUAUAGUUCUGAGAACUUGUGGGUGUGUUUAUUUUACAGAUUUAUGAGCCACCUCACGGCUUGAAGUUAUUGACCAGAUAGAACACAUAAGGUACAAACUAAAACAAGAAGUGGUGACCUUAGGGUGACGUGUGGUUUAAUCAUCAUCAUCGUCAUCUACAGUUUGGCAUAGGGCUUGGAGCCCAGAGUGCCUCUGUACACAAUAAUUUGCAUGGUUGAAAUUGCCCAUCAUUCCAAUAAUUAGGGUUUGUUUGUCUCCAUUGAAACCAACUCUCUCUCUCCCCCGCCCCGUCUGCCAGGCUUAAUGACGGGAUGGAGGGAGUUGUCCUGGAAUGCUGGGGAGGCAGAGCUUACUUGAUGGAUGGAAUGCCUGGGGAAGGUUUUUAGCUGGGCAAGAGAAUUCCUGUGGGGUAAUGUCAGGUGAGGGAGAGCCCACAGGGGGCUUGUUCAGAUAGAAGGAGGCUGUUAGGGAGAGAAUAUUCUCAAGAGUAAAGAAGAGAGGGAUAACUAGGGCUUUUUUUUCAGCCAGAACUUGGUGGAACUCAGUUCCGACACCUCUCAG